UAUUGUAACGGUUCUAGCUGGAAAACGUACAUGCUUUUGGCAACUUUUGGAAAUGUAAAAGAAACGGAACUUUUCCAACCAUAGAAUCCGAUUCUCUAACGACCCAAGGUUCUUAGUAUGAUGCGACAACAUUUACGCGUUUGUAAACGUUGGUGAAUUUUAUCUCGGAGCAGCGGCGUUGACUACUGAACGGAGCUCGGCCGCAGCAUGCUGUGGGAUGGAUGAGGAAGAGCAGAACCGCUACGUGGUCCAGCUGAAGGAGGAGUUCGACAGCUGCGACACCACGGGCACUGGGUACCUGGACAAGGAGGAGCUGACCGCUCUGUGCCACAAGCUGCAUCUGGACGCCCACCUCCCGCUGCUGCUCGACACGCUGCUGGGCCCUCACCACUAUGCCAGGGUGAAUUUCGAGGAGUUUAAGGAAGGUUUUGUGGCAGUGCUCUCACGCUCUCUGGAUCUCAGCACUUCCGAGGAGGAGAGUAGCUACUUGGAGCCAGUGGUACCGGAGGAGGUGAAGCCCAAAUUUGUGAAGGGGACAAAGCGUUACGGCCGCCGGUCUCGCCCAGACGGACCCGAUUCGGAGCUGACCGCUGAUUCGGAAGAGACGCCCCCUCUCAGGCCGGAGCAGGCUGAGCCCUUUCCCACUGGCGUCCGGAGGGCCAAGCUCAGACGCUCCACCUCGCUAGAGAGCGUAGAGAGUCUUAAGUCUGAUGAGGAAACAGGAAGCAAUAAGGAAGCCACUCACCAGACCUUUGAGGCACAAGGCCAGCUGAAGCGAUGGAAGCGAGAUGCCCUGGAGAGCCCCCGGCGCUCCCCCGGCCCGCGGGCGGACAUGGAGGACGGGCACAUGCAGGCGGUGUGCGAGGAGCUCGGGGUGGGCGGGGGCGGCUUCCUGACCAGGCAGGAGCUGUCUGUCGUCUGUGAGACUCUCGGCCUGCGGGACCUGCGCACUGAGGAGCUGGAUGCCCUCUUCAAGAGGCUGGACAAGGACAAUGAUGGCAGGAUCAGUCUGAGGGAGUUCCAAAAGGGCCUCUUCAAACAUGGAGGCGUCCUCGCCCCCACCUCAUCCUCCACUCCAAUCCGCUCACACCCCCAGCAGCGCUCACUCUCGCAGGCCUUUGAGGACAGCUCGGUGCGGUCCACCUCGCCCUCACUCCUCUCGGCCACAGUGGGCCAGCGCCUCCUGACCCGGCUGGAUGAUGGGUCGGGCUUCACCAGUCCGGACAGGAUCAUCACCCUCUGGAGUGACGAGGGCAUACGGAACAGCAGGGACAUCCUACAGACGCUAGACUUCUCGCUGGACGAGAAGCUGAGCUUGGCCGAGCUGACCCUGGCGCUGGACAAUGAGCUGCUGGUCAGUGGGAAUGGGAUCCACCAGGCCGCCCUCAUCUCCUACAAGAAUGAGAUCCAGUUCCUGCAGGUCCAGGUGGACCAGGCCGGCCGGGAACGGGACAAGGCCAAGGUGGACCUGGACCGGGCCGAGCGGCGGAACCUGCAGCUGGUCAGGGAGGUGGAGGACCGCCAAGCGACCAUGGAGUCGCUCAACGAGACCAAAAUGCGGGGCCUGGAACAGGAGUACCGGGACAGGCUGACAGCCUUGCGGAGCGAGUCGGAGCAGGAGAGCGAGGUACUGCUGCAGCAGGCGGAGCGUGAGAAAGCCCGGCUGCAGCAGGAAGUGGAGACCCUGCGGGCCCAGGAUGCUAAUCUACAGGAGGAAAUCGGCACAGCCAAUCAGGAGAACAUCCGGCUGGAGAAGGAGGUCGGUCAGCUGAAGGGGAAGCUGUCGGAGGCGGAGACCACCGUCUCCAGGCUGCAGAGGGACCUGGACCAACUCCUCACGGAUAAGUUUGGUGGCCUGGACCCACAUCACACCGGCAUGCUGAGCCAGGAGGAGCGCUUCUCCCAGAUCAUCAGGGAGUACGAGCUGCAGUGCCGGGAACUCCGGGACAGGAAUGACGAGUUGAAUUCUGAGCUGGAGAUGCUAAAGAGCCAGGGGGCGGGGCGGAGGUCCAGGCGGUCACGGGACAGUAUGUUCGCCCACACCUGGUCCAGCCGACGAGCGCUAACCACAGAGUCGGAUUCUGAUGACCCUGAGAUGAAGAAGAGUACCUCUCCACUCGCCAGGAAAAAGCUCCAGGUGGCAGAUAAAAAUGGCCUGGGCUCCCUGGAGGCCCUCUCAGGCAACAUGAGCAUCGAGACAGAACUGGCUGUGGAGCAGCUGAAGGAGAAGCACAGCCAGGAGGUGCAGGACUUGAAGAUCCAGCUGGAAACCAAGGUGAACUUCUACGAGCGCAGCCUGGAGCUGAUGCGGCGCAACAUGGAGCUGGAGCGCAAGGACAUCUCCCAGGACUUCAAGAUGGAGAUCAGCGAGCUGGAGGAGCAGAAGGCCCAGGCGGAGGAGCGGGCCGGGCGGCUGCAGGAGCGGGUGUCCGAGCUGCAGGCCCAGCUGCAGGCCGGGGCCUGGGGCCCCGAUCAGGAGCGCCGCGUCCAGCGGGAGAGGGCGGAGAUGGAGCAGAACUACGCCCGCGAGAUCUCCAACCUGGUGCAGCGGCUCACCUCGGAGAGGGACCAGCUGGAGGCGGAGCUGAAGCUGAAGAUGGACCAGGAGGUGCAGCGCGUCAGGGAGGAGGCAGAGCAGAGGCAGCUCCAGAUGGAGGCUCAGCAUGCGGAGGCCCGGCAGGCCCUGCUGCAGGAGCAGGCGGAGCAGCACCUGCGAGAGUGGGAGGCGCGGGAGCUGGAGCUCCUGUCGGAGAGCCGCAGGGAGCGGCUGCGCAGCGCCGAGCGGACGGCCGAGGAGCAGGCCCGCAUCUGCAGCAGCGCCGCCCUGGAGAGGAAGCGCAUGGAGGAGGAGCACGAGGAGGAGGUCCGGCUGCUGAGGGAGCAGAUACGCAGCCUGACUGCACAGGCAAGGGGGGCGGAGUCACGCGUGGGGGCGGAGCUAGAGGAGAAACAUGCCCAGAUGGAGGCGGAGCUAGAGGAGAAAUAUGCCCAGAUGGAGGCGGAGCUAGAGGAGAAAUGUGCCCAGAUGGAGGCGGAGCUAAAGAGCCAUGUCCAGCAGGAGGCUAAACUAGAGGAGACAUGUGUGCAGCUGGAGGUGGAGCUAGAGGAGACAUGCGCCCAGCUGGAGGACUGCACGGCAUCUUUGAGGUCACAGCAGGCCCUAAUCCGGCAGCUGACCACAGAUCUGCACACCAAGGAGCAGGAGCUAGAGAAGAUGAAUGACAGAGAACGCAAGCUCAUCUGCGAGCAAUCACAGCUGAGGCUGGAGGUGAGUAGUGUGCAGGCCGAAUUUGAGACCCUCCGGAAGGAAAAGGACAUGGUCCAGGGCAACUGUAGCCAUCUGUCCACAGCUUUUGUCCAGCAGCAAACGCAAGUCCAAGCAAAAGAGGAAGAGCUGGAUCUUUUGAGGAAAGAGUCUGUGGAAGUUUGUGAGAAUUUGAAACGCAAGGAGGAGGAACUUCUCCUGCAGGCUGCUGUACUAAAAUCCUUAGAGGCAGACAAAUCCAAGCUGCUGGAGGAGCUGGAGAGCCAAGGUAGCGCGCUCGAGCGGUUACAGACACAGUUUGAGAGCCAAGCAGAAGAUCUGGACCAUGCGAGGAGGAAGGCACAAAGCUUCCAGGAUGCCUUGAGAGAGGAGGAGGGCAAGGCCAGGCAGUCCUCGUCCACUCUGGACACAGAGAGGGAAGAGAGGAGGCGCCUGGCUGAGGAGAACGCCCGCUACUCCCGGCUCUCGGACCAGCUGUCCUGCCAGAUCAUGGAGAUGGAGGCUGAAUCGGCCAAGCUGAGGGAGAACGUUCAGGACCUGCACCAGCUCCUGAGGCAGAGUGAAGAAGUGGUGCUGGAGCUUCGGUCUCAGCUGGAGAUGAAGACCAAAGCCCUGGAUCAGCUGAGGAUGACGGAAGAAUCCAGGACAGCUCUGCUAGAGAGCAAUGAAGAUCUCUCUGUAGACCAUGUGAGACAAAUCAAUCAGCUGACCGCCCAGCUGGAGUCCAAAGAGGAAGAACUGUCCGCCCUUAGAGAUAAAAGUGAGAACUCCACCAAUCAGCUUCAGCAGGCAUUGGCGGACGCCCAGGCAGAUGCGCGCAGGGUGGAGGAGGAGUUUCAUCGGGAGAAGAGCAGGAUGAAGGACCAGCUGCUGGAGAUGGAGCAGCUGGUGGUGACUCUGGAGGCAGUGAUGGACCAGGCCAGUCCGCAAAGAACGCAGCUUGAUGAGGUCACUACUGAGAACACUGCACUGAAGGACAGGAUUGCUUUGUUGCAGCAAGAUGUGCAGAGGCUUGAGGAAGAAGUCGACAGGAAGAAAAAGAAACUGGAAGAGCUGGACAAGGAACAUGAGAAGAACCGAGAGGAAGUGGAGAAGGUUUACAAAGAGAACACCAAGUACCGGGAGGAGGUUCUGGAGCUGAGCGCUCGGAACCUGCGGCUGAGUGGAGAGAACGCGGAGCUGAGCGCCCGUCUCCGCGCCGACCAGGGGGCGGUGCAGCUGCUGACGGAGCGGCUGUCGCAGCUGACGCGGGAGCAGGAGGAAGGGGCCUCGGAGGCGCGGCAGCUCCAGGAGGCCGCCAGCAGGCAGGAGCGGGAGCAGCUGCAGCUGCAGGCAUCCUGGCAGCGGGAGAGGGAGCUGCUGGAGACGGAGCUGCGCACUGCCAAGGAGAAGCUGCAGCGCUUGACGGAUGUGGAGGCGGAGCUUACCAGCCUGACCCUGAAGCACCAGUGGCUGGAGCAGGACAAGCAGAGGCUGGUGAAAGAGGCAGACGAGAGAGUGCAGAAGAUGGAGCAGCUGCAGGAGUCACUGUCCUCCCUCAGCAUACAGACAGAGAAGCUUCAGUCUCGGCUCCAAACAGCCAAUGUGGAAAAAGGUCUCCAUGCCCAGGAAGUGACUGCCAACCAGCGGAUGCUGCAGGAGGCUCAGGACAAGAUCCAGGAGCUGGAGGCCAGCCUGGGGAAGCUUCGGCGGGAGAAGGAGCAGCUGAUGCAGGCCCAGCGGCACCAGGAAGAGGAGAGGAUCCAGGCCCUCCAGGAGGAGUGCCAGAGCCUGCGGUCCCAAAACCAGGAGCUGCUCCACAAGGUGGACCAGCUACAGGUCCAGCAGAUUGAGGUUCAGAGAGUGACCCAGGAGUGCCUGACACUGAAGAACAAACAGGCACAUCUUGAGACAGCCAGGCUGGAAGCUGAGGACCAGCUGCUGCAGGCCAACACGGCCCUCACGCUGGUGCAGUCCCAGCACACCCGCGAGGUGCAGCAGCUGAGGGAGCAGGCGGGCCUGGGUUCCAGGGAGCAGCUCGCCCACCUCCAGGCUCAGCUGGCAGAGGAGCAGCGGCGUGGGCAGCAGCUCGAGGAGCAGCUCCGCACCCAGGCCCAGCAGGCCAGCACUCAGAUGAUCCUGCAGCAGGAGCAGUAUGAGAAAUCCAUGAACUGCAUGGAAGAGAAGUUGGAGGAAGUGGAGGCCAAACUGAAGAACCUCCGCAUGAUCCUGCAAGAGAAGGUCAACCAGCUGAAGGAGCAGCUUGCAAGGAACGCCAAGUCGGACCUGCUGCUGAAGGACCUGUAUGUGGAGAACUCGCAGCUCAUGAAGGCCCUGCAGGUGACGGAGACACGUCAGAAGAGUGCUGAGAAAAAGAACUUCCUGCUGGAGGAGAAGAUUGUUGCGCUCAACAAGCUCCUGCGCAAGAUUGCCCCCGCCUCCCUUACCACGUAGCACCCCGCCCCCCGAUUUUACCUUCCAAAAGCCAUAAAGCAUUACUGCGUUCCCCCUUCCAGACCACCCCACGGUACUGCCGACUGAGAGAAUGGA
Molecule: messenger RNA, 5794 nt
Organism: Megalops cyprinoides (Indo-Pacific tarpon)
Lineage: Eukaryota; Metazoa; Chordata; Actinopteri; Elopiformes; Megalopidae
Gene: ninl
Product: ninein-like
Exons: 28
Coding region: 218-5698 (1826 amino acids)
Biological process (GO): microtubule anchoring at centrosome
Cellular component (GO): centrosome
Molecular function (GO): calcium ion binding
Source: RefSeq, a predicted model, not a curated record